Molecule: messenger RNA, 5466 nt
Organism: Equus quagga
Lineage: Eukaryota; Metazoa; Chordata; Mammalia; Perissodactyla; Equidae
Gene: USP25
Product: ubiquitin specific peptidase 25
Exons: 24
Coding region: 96-3053 (985 amino acids)
Biological process (GO): protein deubiquitination; regulation of protein stability
Cellular component (GO): nucleus; cytosol
Molecular function (GO): cysteine-type endopeptidase activity; cysteine-type deubiquitinase activity
Source: RefSeq, a predicted model, not a curated record
GGCGCAGAAGCACCAGCAGACAUUUUUGAAUCAGCUGAGAGAAAUUACUGGGAUCAACGAUGCCCAGAUACUACAGCAAGCUUUGAAGGAUAGCAAUGGAAACUUGGAGUUGGCAGUGGCUUUCCUCACUGCGAAGAAUGCCAAGACCCCUCAGCAGGAGGAGACAACUUACUACCAAACCGCACUUCCUGGCAAUGAUAGAUACAUCAGUGUGGGAAGCCAAGCAGAUGCGAUCAUUAUUCAAUCUUUUGGAGUUUAGAAGAUUAGUCCUGAAUUAUAAGCCUCCAUCACAUGCUCAAGAUUUACCCCGAAACCAAAAGGAGCAUCGGAAUUUGCCUUUUAUGCGGGAGCUGCGGUAUCUAUUUGCACUUCUUGUUGGUACUAAAAGGAAAUAUGUUGAUCCAUCAAGAGCAGUUGAAAUUCUUAAGGAUGCUUUCAAGUCAAAUGACUCCCAGCAGCAAGACGUGAGUGAGUUUACACACAAAUUAUUAGAUUGGUUAGAAGAUGCCUUCCAAAUGAAAGCUGAAGAGGAGACGGAUGAAGAGAAGCCAAAGAACCCGAUGGUAGAAUUGUUCUAUGGAAGAUUCCUAGCUGUGGGAGUACUUGAAGGUAAAAAAUUUGAAAAUACUGAAAUGUUUGGUCAGUACCCACUUCAGGUCAAUGGAUUCAAAGAUCUACACGAGUGCCUAGAAGCUGCUAUGAUUGAAGGAGAAAUUGAGUCUUUACAUUCAGAGAAUUCAGGAAAAUCAGGCCAAGAGCAUUGGUUUACUGAACUACCACCUGUGUUAACAUUUGAAUUGUCAAGAUUUGAAUUUAAUCAGGCAUUGGGAAGACCAGAAAAAAUUCACAACAAAUUAGAAUUUCCUCAAGUUUUAUAUCUGGACAGAUACAUGCUCAGAAACAGAGAAAUAACAAGAAUUAAGAGGGAAGAGAUCAAGAGACUAAAAGAUUACCUCACAGUAUUACAACAGAGACUAGAAAGAUAUUUAAGCUAUGGCUCGGGUCCCAAACGAUUCCCCCUGGUAGAUGUUCUGCAGUACGCCUUGGAAUUUGCCUCAAGUAAACCUGUUUGCACUUCUCCUAUCGAUGAUAUUGAUGCUAGUUCCCCACCUAGUGGUUCCGUGUCAUCACAGACAUUACCAAGUACAACAGAGCAACAGGGAACUCCUUCUUCAGAACUGCCAAGCACGUCACCUGCGUCAGUAGCUGCCAUUUCAUCGAGAUCAGUAAUACAUAAACCAUUCACACAGUCUCGGAUACCUCCAGAUUUGCCCAUGCAUCCAGCACCAAGGCACAUAACAGAAGAAGAACUUUCUGUGCUAGAAAGCUGUUUACAUCGCUGGAGGACAGAAAUAGAAAAUGACACCAGAGAUUUGCAAGAAAGCAUAUCCAGAAUCCAUCGAACAAUUGAACUAAUGUACUCUGACAAAUCUAUGAUCCAAGUUCCUUAUCGCUUACAUGCUGUUUUAGUUCAUGAAGGCCAAGCUAAUGCCGGGCACUACUGGGCUUACAUUUUUGAUCAUCAUGAAAACAGGUGGAUGAAGUACAAUGAUAUUGCUGUGACAAAAUCAUCAUGGGAAGAGCUAGUGAGGGACUCUUUUGGUGGUUAUAGAAAUGCCAGUGCAUAUUGUUUAAUGUACAUAAAUGAUAAAGCACAGUUCUUAAUACAAGAGGAGUUUAAUAAAGAAACUGGGCAGGCCCUUGUUGGAAUAGAAACAUUACCACCGGAUUUAAGAGAUUUUGUUGAGGAAGACAACCAGCGAUUUGAAAAAGAACUAGAAGAAUGGGAUACACAACUUGCCCAGAAAGCUUUGCAAGAAAAACUCUUAGCAUCUCAGAAGUUGAGGGAGUCAGAAUCUUCUAUAACAGCAGCACAAGCAGGAGAGCCGGAAUAUCUAGAGCAGCCAUCAAGAAGUGAUUUCUCAAAGCACUUGAAAGAAGAAACUGUUCGAUUAAUUACCAAGGCAUCACACGAGCAUGAAGAUAAAAGUCCUGAAACAGUUUUGCAGUCGAAACCUGAAAAUACCACAAGCCAACCACCUUCUACCCAGCAAGUUGUAGAGGUGGCGAUCCCUCAUGUAGGGAAAUUUAUGAUUGAGGCGAAGGAGGGGGGUUAUGAUGACGAGAUCAUGAUGACACCGAACAUGCAAGGUAUUAUCAUGGCGAUAGGUAAAUCCAGGAAUGUAUAUGACAGGUGUGGCCCUGAAGCAGGGUUCUUUAAGGCAAUUAAGUUGGAGUAUUCAAGAUUGGUUAAAUUGAGCCAAGAAGACACCCCACCAGAAACAGAUUAUCGUUUACAUCAUGUAGUGGUCUAUUUUAUCCAGAACGAGGCACCAAAGAAAAUCAUUGAGAAAACAUUGCUAGAACAAUUUGGAGAUAGAAAUUUAAGUUUUGAUGAAAGGUGUCACAACAUAAUGAAAGUUGCUCAAGCCAAACUUGAAAUGAUCAAACCUGAAGAAGUAAACUUGGAGGAAUAUGAGGAGUGGCAUCAGGAUUACAGGAAGUUCAGGGAGACGACCAUGUAUCUCAUAAUUGGGCUGGAAUAUUUUCAAGGAGAAAGGUAUAUAGAUUCCUUGCUGUUCCUUAUCUAUGCUUAUCAGAAUAACAAAGAACUCUUGUCCAAAGGCCAAUACAGAGGACAUGAUGAAGAAUUAUUAUCACAUUAUAGAAGAGAAUGUUUACUAAAAUUAAAUGAGCAAGCUGCAGAACUGUUUGAAUCUGGAGAGGAUCGAGAAGUGAAUAAUGGUCUGAUUAUCAUGAAUGAGCUUAUUGUCCCAGUGUUGCCCUUGUUAUUGGUGGAUGAAAUGGAAGAGAAAGAUAUACUCGCUGUGGAAGAUAUGCGAAAUCGAUGGUGUUCCUAUCUUGGACAGGAAAUGGAAUCAAACCUCCAAGAGAAGCUGACAGAUUUUCUGCCCAAACUGCUCGAUUGUUCUACGGAGAUUAAAGGUUUCCAUGAGCCGCCGAAGUUACCUUCCUAUUCCACGCAUGAACUCUGUGAGCGAUUUGCCCGAAUCAUGUUGUCCCUCAGUCGAACUCCUGCUGAUGGAAGAUAAACUGCACACACACUUCCCCUAAACACACUGUAUAAACAUUUUUUAGUUCUUAACCCUUGCCUUCCUGUCACAGGGUUUGCUUGUUGCUGCUAUAGUUUUUAACUUUUUUAUUUUAAUAACUGCAGAAGACAAAAUGACUAUACAGACUUUAGCCAGACUGCAAACAAUAAAGCUGAGAAUCGCAUGGCGCUCAGACUUUGUUUUACCCAGAACUGAUGUAUAAUUACAAAUCUGAUUGAUCUUAUUAUGGCAAAACCAUGCUUUUGCCACCUUUCUGUUACAGUAUUACCUUGCUUUUAUCUUUUCUUUAUCUACAGCUUUCCAUUCAGUCUGGAUCCUUCCACGACUACAGCCAUUUAAGUGUUCAGCACUGUGUACGAUACAUAAUUUGGUAGCUUGUAAAUGAAAUGAAAGAAUAAAGUUUUAUUUAUGGCUACCUACGUGUUUGUAAGCAGGUAUAUUGUAUGCUAGUAUAUUAUUUUAGUUAUAAAUGAAUUUUGUCUGGGGAUUGUUUAAGAUUGGGUGAUGAAUAGAUUAAUACAGACUUUUCAUUUUGCUUUAAUGUUAGCACAUUGGAAAUUUACUAAGUAUUCGACACUUAAAUAUAUCUAUAUUUUUGACUAAGUUGUUAAACUUAGUAUGGCACCUAAACCUGUUUUGUGUUCAAAUCAGGUUUUCACUGAAGUGAGCGGCUGAUAUUUAAGUCAACCACACUGAAACUUUUAACCUUUUCUUAGAUUAAUCUUUUAUUUUUUUAUGUAUUUACAGAUAAUAUAGCAAGGUGAUUAUUUUAAGAGAUACUAGAAAAAAGUACUUGAAUAAGGGCUAUUUAAUAGUGAAACUUAUAAGAAACAUAUAUAUGUAUAUAUACACAAACAUACACACACGUGUACACACACACUUAUUCUUUAUAAUGGAGGACAAUGUUUUGCAUUAUAUAAUCAUUCUAUUUUUGUAAGUUGUAUACCACUUUAAUUGAAAAUGUUCUCUACUAAUCAAUGCUGUGAAAUGAAGUUGAUAUUGUUGAACUAGAGGUUCCAAGAGUACCUUACCUGCUUUUCAUAAAGGGAAAAGCUGUAGAACAUUUUGUAGAUGGAACUGCUGUUUAAGAUUAAUGAAGUAAUAUUGUGAAUGAAAAUCAGUGCUUUAAAGCUAAUCAUGUUACCAACAGCCUAUUUUUGAAUUUAUAAAAGUUUCUUUAUAAAUGAUACUUUGUUAGCGUAGUAAAAUAUAUCAUUAUAUUAUGUGUAUGUUUUGUUAUAGCGUCGCCAAAACUAGUGCUCUUUAUAAGUGCCUCUCACAAAAGAUCCUGGAUGGAUGAGGAAGAAGAAAAUAUUAAGCUAUUAUAUAAUGCUCCUUAUAAAGGUAUCAGUGUACUGUGGAGGUAUUAUUGACAAGGAAUUGAUACUAUUUCUUUUGUAAAGUUAGAUUUUUGCAUAAUAUAGCUGUCAAAAUGUGUUCUGGUUUAUAUUUUAAAUUCUCUACUGAGUAGAAUUAGUAUUUUGCAUUGGUUUUCAAGUUCUGUCAAAAAUUUUAAAACUUUAUUCACGUGUAUCAUCAAAACGUUUGUUAAAUGUCUUCAGUAUUUAUGAUAUUCUUCUAUAACGGCAAAGUUGUUUGUGUUUGUGUGUAUAAUUGACCACUGAGACACAAGUGCUCAAACACCACAUGGAAAUUUCUCCUUUCACAAGGCACAUCCAGAGAACAUAUGUGGCUCUUGUGCUGAAGGUACGUAUUCUUAUUAUAUUUACUUUGUAUUCAUUGCUAGUAAUGAGUCUGAAGUCCUUAUGAAGAAGUGACCUUUUUCAAGACCUAGGGAAACAACUUGUUUUUAUAUCAGCUUUUAAUCUAGAGAUUUAGGUCAGUGCAAUUUCCUUACAUUAUUUACUGGGUUAAAUAUAACAUAGCUAGGAAUUUAAAAAUUGAAACCUGAUAGAACUGUUGACCACACAGAUCUCACUUUGAUUUAAAUGACUCUCAUUUUGAUUAUUACAGUAGCCCCUUCCCACCCCACAAAAGUUACAUUUUGAAAUAAUUUAGGGCAGAAUUCAAAUAGAUCAAACUUAAGACUUGUAGGAACUUCUUAUGAACACUGUGUUUCAGGAGACUAUAGCCAGGAGUUAACCCCUGAGACCCUGUAAUUACUUUUCAGAUUCAUUAAAAUACAAUAGUGAGCAUACACUAAAUCAGUAGCUCUCAAAAUGUGAUUUCCUGACCAGUGGCUGCAGCAUCAUCUGGGAAUGUGUUAGAGCUGAAAAUUUUUGAGCCCCACAUCAAAACUAUGGAUUCAGAAACUCUUCAAGUUUCAUCAAGUGUUUUAACAGGCUUCAGCAAGUCCUUCAGGGGACUGAUGUCUGCUCAAUUUUUGGAACCACCCCACUAAAUAAAACUUUCAGUAGCGUUUUAUACACCU